AAGUUUACUUAUAAAACGAUGUUAUUGGUGAGGUUAUGUAGCCUGUGAUGUAACUCUUCAAACAAGAUUCUGCCUGCCCAGCCCCUCUUAAGGAGUAAACAUGUUGCACGUCCAAAAUUCCAAGAAACAUCUAAAAGCAAAUCUUUCUCACAGGAAAAAAAUAUCUGCUUCACAUACAAACAUUAACUUAUUGUAAAUGAAAUUAAAUGGUUCAUUUAGGUAUAGGUAUUAGAUAACACUUAUUAUAAGGUAUUCUGAAGACUAAAACCAAUAAUUAAACUGCCCACGGGCAAGUGAGAGGUUGUAUAACAACUGAAAUUAUGUGGGAAGGACAAAAAGGGGCAAAGGGGGAGGGUUUGGGGUUCACGCUGCAGGAUAAAACGAGGCUUAGCAUUCCUCUCUCAGCACAGACAGCAUUGCUUAACCAAUCUUCAGACAGCCUACAGAAAGAGAAGCCUACACUUCUGCAGCCAUGAUGAGUGUUGUGUUGAAGAUGAUGUGUGUUCUGCUAUGUGCAGUGUUUGUCUCUGCUGAAGUUAUGCCCAUGACUGACUUUGACCUGGAGCAGGUGGGUGGAAAAUGGUAUCUUGUUGGCUUUGCUACAAAUGCAAAAUGGUUUGCCAAUAAGAAGACAAGCAUGAAGAUAGGCACUUCCAUGCUGACGCCUAUGGAUGGAGACCUUGACCUCAACAUCGCUAGUCUGAAGGAUGACGGUUCCUGCUGGAGGAUGACUUUUCUUGCCAAAAAAACUGAAACUCCAGGACGCUUUGUCUAUUAUAGUCAGCGUUGGGGAAAUGACAAUGAUAUGCGUGUGGUUGAAGCCAAAUACGAUGAAUAUGCCAUCAUUUACACCAUUAAGACCAAGGGAGGUGUAUCUGACGUUCUCAACAAACUCUACAGUCGUACUGCAACAAUACGUGAAGACCUGGUGGAGAAGUUCAGAAAGUUCUCUCUGGACACUGGCAUCCUGGAGGAGAAUAUUGUCAUGCUGGCACCAAAUGGAGAAUGCUCACUUGCUUAAGCGUCUCAUCUCCCAAGAAAACAACAUCACCUGGUCCAGUCAUUUCAACUGAAAACACAGAUCUGAAAUGCUGGCCUUCUUUCUGGUUUAGUCUCUGACUUCAUAUAGAAACAUGAGUCAGCCACUUUUUUGUGCCUUAAAUUGUUUUUUUUUGUGCUUACAUAGAUGGUAAAUCAAUCUGGCAAAUAACAGUUUCUCCAACUAACUCACAAGAGGUGGAAGUCUGCAAAGAACAGGGGACAGAAAAGAGCGUAACACCUCAGUAUAGGGGACAAUUCUCACUAUUAACUAGUUGUUGUCUGUAUGCCUGUUAUUGUCAUAUUGGCUUUUUAUUAGCACUUAUUCUGAAUGACCACACUCUACAUCCCUAACCCUUCCCAAUACCUAAACCUAACAACUACCAUACUAACUAUUAAUAAGCAACAAAUUAAGAGUUUAUAAGGGGAAAAAGUAGUAGUUAAAAGCGAGAAUCACCCCCAUACUGAAGUGUGACCGAAAAGAGUUCUAGGAUGAAGAAAGAUGAUUUAACUUUGACCAAAUGAGACAUAAUAAAAAAAUAAUACCA
Triplophysa dalaica is the source of this 1586-nucleotide messenger RNA. It is a transcript of the gene ptgdsb.1, whose product is annotated as prostaglandin D2 synthase b, tandem duplicate 1. The record is from RefSeq and is a predicted model, not a curated record. The transcript has 6 exons. NCBI's taxonomy places the organism in Eukaryota, Metazoa, Chordata, Actinopteri, Cypriniformes, Nemacheilidae. Bases 473 to 1021 code for a protein of 182 amino acids. Gene Ontology annotation, molecular function: small molecule binding.